Messenger RNA from Acanthoscelides obtectus, 3720 nucleotides. The record is from the annotation of a GenBank genome assembly. NCBI's taxonomy places the organism in Eukaryota, Metazoa, Arthropoda, Insecta, Coleoptera, Chrysomelidae.
CACGCUAGCUUCACCUAGUCCGAAUUCGUUGUUUGGGAUAUACAUAACUGUAAUUUUUAACUUUUCUCUUCGGUAAUGAGCGGUAGUAGCAGACCUAGUAUAUUAGUAAUAAAUAAUAAGUAGGCUAUGAUAGGAUUCAAUGACAGAUAUUGUCUAGUGAAUAAAGUGUUACUAAAAGCAACAAGAAGAUGCAGACUGAUCAUUCCAAGGAAUAUCUCGAGUAGAAUUUUGACUGAUACAAGGCUGCCAGAAAAAUUGUAUUAGAGACCACGGAGCUCAGAUUUUGUUGACAGAGACAUUCCAGUACUUCAAAAAAAAAUAUAUUCUUGGGAAAAUAGAAAAGAACUUCUUGCUGUAUUGCAGGUAUUAUAACGUGCGAUAUCAUUCCUCUAUUUCUACCUAUGGCCAAUUAUUCGUAGCAUCGAUCGGAGAGACAGGCCGAAUAAAAGAAACAAAUACACUGAGGCUAUGGUCAACUUUAAAAACAUGCCACGAAUGUAUCAAAUGUAUCAGAACCACCUCCGUUGAGAUCAAGGAUUACUGCAGCAGCAAUCAGACCUUUCUCGUAUGCUACAAUGAUCUGAUUGAGUAUUAAGUGAAACUAACGACUUGAAGACUGGGCUGCUGAUAGAGGUAUGGAACAAAGGUAUGAUUUGGGAUAGAGCACUUGGAUAUCAUUGGAUACCACUCCACACCGUGCACUAUUCAAAUGAGGAGGGUUGCGGUCAGUGGCGAUCAUUGGAAGCUGAACUGGUGAUGAGAGAUGGUGAAGUUGUGGGGACAAAAACUCCUACGGGACAUUCACUACUUGUCGACUGCCGCUUUGAACUUCCAUUCGAUCCAGAGAAUAUCGAAGCGCUGGACCUCCAAAGAAAACUGGAAAUGCUCAACAACAUCAUGGAUCAGGAAGCGAGAGCUGAACAGGCUCGAAGGCAGAUGCACUAUCUGGGUCACUCGGGUCACUCGGAGGACAGCGACUACACCUCCGACCUCAACUACCCCGUGGGAGGGCAGCACGCCAACUCCUCAGCCUCCCAAUUUAGGGCGGCCGCAGGGACGAUAGGAGGGCAUCCAGGAGGCCCAUUCGAUCGUACGCCUGACAGAAGUUUGGAAACCUCCAGGGAGAAUUCGUAUGACGAUGGACAACAUACCAUGUCGGUCAGCAGGAGCGGGAGGGUGUCCCAAGGGCUCAGCCCUGAUGUCAAGAGGAAACAAUUGCCGAGGUAUUUGAACAGCAUCGAUGAUUACAGUAGCUAUGACACGAGAAAUGAAACGCAACGGUAUCAAGAUGACAGUAUGGAUUCUGAGCCUUUGUUUUACAACAGUCGACCUUACAAGAAGAAUAGCUAUACUAGGAACGACACAUGGAUGAGCUGUGAAAGUUCUUUUCACCCUAGUAUCGAUAGUGUAGAUAUUGGAUACUCUGUAGAUGUAGUAUACGGUCAUCAGGUGCCAUCGCGUAGUAAAGCCUUACGUAGACCUAGUUUAGAACGACAAAGCACAUUGUACGAUGACCCCACGUAUUACGGAGACACCAAUUACUAUCCCACCAUAGAAAUCAGUAAGGCGAAUUGUGCAGAAAGCCAAGCAUACCGCAACAGCUUCGACUGCGAGUACUACGACACCCUUCCGUACCAAGAAGAACGCUAUGGCCAAGAAGAGGAGGACCGUCAAUGGGACUCGGGAGGGAGGCGGUACCAGCCGCAGCCGCCCGCGCCAGUCUCUGCCGCUACUCAACACCGCCUCCAAAAGCGGUUGCCCGCCAUUCCAGCUUUAGCGAUUGCCCAACGCAGGUCGGCCACGGCCACGCCCACGGGCAGGCGGCAGAUGCCGCAGGUGCCACCCGCCAGGGGGCUGCACAGCAGACAAGGGUCCAUAGGGGACUCGGAUUUAAUGAGUGUAUACAAUAUGACCCCAGAGCCUAGCGUCGGACGUCGAGGAGCAAGUCUACCGCCUACUCCCACCAAAAACUCAAAGUUGAGGUUGACCAAUCACAAUGUGCCUUCUCCGAAAGGAAGGCAACUUCCUGCGGUUAACCUCGAUGCUAGAAGUGCUAGACUUAAAAGAAGUAGUUUAUUGAAAAGAACAAGUUCAGCAGAUUACGCGGACAAUACUGACGAAUUCGAUAAUAGCUAUUUCGUGAGGGCGGGAGCAGUAAGUGCUAGAGAAGAAUAUUAUAAUGAAGACUACAAUUAUGCAUAUCAAAGUAUAGAUGACCUAUCACAGGAAGAAAUUCAGCUACAGCAACCCCAGCCGCAGCAGCCACAAUAUCACGUUCUUCCGACACCUCCAGUAUCAAACGUAGCCGUAGGUGAUACUAGGAACAUCAGCAAUGCAAAUUAUCUCUACACGAACACUGAUCAGUCGUCAGGGGUACAGCAGCAGCAACAGACUGAUUAUAUGAGUUAUGGACAGAAUGAGGACUAUAGCCAGCAAGGGUACUACAAUGCAGAGCCUAGGAGGAAAAAACUUAUGGGUAAACGAGACCUAAGCCCCUUCCAACAACAGAACACAGACAGCCUCGAGUCCAGAGACGAUGAACUAAAAGACUCAUUCGAAACCGCAGUGUCGUCAGUGAGCAGUUCCUUCCAGCAGCUCAAGUCUUCGCUGUACUCUGAGUACUCAACUGCUGGUGAGCCUACGUUCACGAAUACGACCAUGGCUCAGAAUAAUGUCGACACCACCUCUACUUUGAUUAGAAAUCAGAGUGACGUUAACCAGAGAAACCAAUUCAACGCCUCGAUGUAUCAAGGGGACCAUACUAGUUAUACGGAUAAAACGAACGCAAUACAUGGCAGUACGCUCCCUAGCGUUACUGUGGCUCAAGUCCACAAUCAGACUAACAUGCGACUGGCGCAGCAAAACAGGGUAGGGCUAGUCAAGCAGCAAGAAACCAUCGACGGCGAUACUUCGUUCUUUGGAGGUCACGGUCAGAAAAUGGCGUACACUGAUGAGUACGAAGGGUAUGAUGGUAUGCAAGAACCGUACCUCGAGUCGCAGGACUCCGUUGAAAGCUAUGUGGAGGAGGUUGAGGAUGAUGCUGAAGGUACCAUCACUAAUGGUGUCUCCACCUCCGAUUACACGACCAAAACGGCAAUCCACCGAGACUCACCAGUCUGUUCGGAUUUGUAUGAUGAUGAUACCAGUUUACGUAGAGGCAGCUCACAAAUCACAGUAGUUGACCCCUACCAUCCCGCACUGCAAAACAGGCAACCCUCAAUACCGACCACAAGUGCCACCACUGUCGGAUCACGAAGGUCUUCCGGCGUAGACUACUACAAUGACAAAGUUGGCCGUCGAACGUCUUCCGACACCUACGGCACCGCCUACGACCAACAGCAGCAGCAACACGCCGACGCCUACCCCAUCACUGUGCCCACGCGAAAAUUGUCAGCCGCGUCGCGAGUGUCAUCCCCUCCCUCCGUCGUGGGCGGGGCCGUUCCCCCUCCAUUGUCCUCCGACAUUCGCGAUCAGUACGUUGACGAGUACGCGGAGGACGUCGAGUACCACGACGCGCGCGAUGAGUACCACGAUGUGAGGGCGGAGCUUGAGCACCAGGAGCAGGAGCAUGAAGUGCCGAGCGUCACCGUUGACGAGAUAGCUGAAGAUGCUCCUCAAGAACAGCAGAAAACAGAACCGGUGCAUGAUGAAAGGCAGCCGAAAAUAACUGCUCAGCAAAGGUGGCUUUGGGCAUACAACAAGAUCAUCAUGCAGCUCGAU